AUGCAAAUUUUUCAUUCAUUAUUAAACGUUUUUUUAUCAUGUAUAUUGCUCACACAUUUAUACAUAUUUAAUAAGUUCUUCUUAUAUUCGUCGAACCCACAUGCAAAUAUAAUAUUAAAUGGAAAUAAUAAUAUCUUAAAUAGGACCUUAUCAGAUUCAUUUAAUUUACCAGACAAAACAAAAUUAAGAACUUCAAAUAAUAAUAAAACAUUGCAUAAAAAUAAAACAGAUGUAGAAACUGUUAAAGCAAAAAUAAAUAAUAAAAAAUAUUCAAAUGAUAAAAAUAAUAUAAAUGAAGUAGAAACAAUAGAAUAUGAUGAACCGAAAAAAAAAGAAACAUUAGAAGAUCUAUUGGAGGAGUAUGAUGAAGAAAUGAAAGAAAUAAACGAGACCAAAGAAAAGCCAUUUUAUAAAAGAGCCUUACUCUUAUUAGAAGUUUUCGAUAAUAUAUUUAUAGACAAAUUAAUAGAUAUGAAUUUAAAAAAAAAGCAUUCAUCAUUUUUAGAUCAUGCAGUUGUUAACUCAACAAAUAUUGGUACUAAUUCUUCAUUAAUUGGAUUACCCAUGUUAGUUUAUCUUAUUAGAAGUUUUGAAUUUCUAAAUAGAUAUGAAUAA
Molecule: messenger RNA, 615 nt
Organism: Plasmodium adleri (nom. inval.)
Lineage: Eukaryota; Apicomplexa; Aconoidasida; Haemosporida; Plasmodiidae
Product: Plasmodium exported protein (hyp6), unknown function
Exons: 2
Coding region: 1-615 (204 amino acids)
Source: RefSeq, a predicted model, not a curated record